AGAAAGAAGUCGUCAGUUUUGUGUUGUGUUUGUGUGUGACAUUUUGGCGAGACGACUGCAUUACUCUUCGAAGGUUAUUUGGGCAGUAUUUUUUAGUUGAAAUCACGCCUAGACUUCAAGGCYGUCAUUCUGGAAAACAACACUGUUUUGACGAAGUCAGAAGUUUAUUUUCAAUAUCGUAAGUGUCAAGUUGUAUGCGUCACUGACAGCGAACCAAAAUUAUAUCUCGAUUUCAAAAAAGCUGUUCAUMUGCUUUGGUCGAUUUUCUUCUCGCAUUUUCUACUGUCGGAAAAUGCAAAACAUGAAUUAGAUAAUAAUUGACCAAGACAGUUUUAUAUUUCGCGUCAAGCAAUUGGAUGAGAGAGGCCGUCUGCUGGGAAAAGAUAACCUGAGCUUGUGGAGGAAGUUUAGUUUCGUGAAAGAUCAGAGAGCGGGCUUCGACCAGGAGUAAAACAACUUAAAAUUCAAGCAAAAUGUUGUCCAAUAACAAACAUAUUGCUAAUAUGUCAGCGACAAAAAGAUCUCAUACUAAUACCAGUGAGGACAACACGAGCACYGAUGAAGACGCUAAGGUCAGCUCAUCACCCACACGUAAACCUCGUGGAAAGAAAAUCAAGGAACGAACCAGUCCCGUUACCACAGACACUGAACAACAAAACGAUAACAAAACAGGAUCAAAAACUCARAAAGAGCCAUUCAAAGAUAAACAGCUUGAAGAGAAGUGUCCAGCAUAUGAAACCACGACAACUUCAACGGACAAAGUGAACUUAGAAAUGAACCACAAAGAGAUUAUUGAAAGAGAGUCUCAAAACAGUCAUAAUGUUAAUGAUGAUAGUGAUGAAAAGGAUGAUGACGAYAAGAAAGACGACGAAAAAGUGAAAAGCGCUCAAAUAAAGGAAGACACGGAAAACGAGGAGAAGAAAGAGGCGAAGAGGCUCGAAGAAGUGAGACAGACGUACGAGAAAGACGUGGAAAUUCUCAACAACGAAAUCAAAGAAAUUAAUAAAUACUGGUCAGAGGUGGAAAGCAAAGACAUCUCAUUGAAGCGACAAGAAACGAGGAAGAACCCAUUUUCAUACGACUUUCUCGGAGACGAAGUUGACAGAGAUGAAGCUGAGGCUCUGGAAGCUCUUAGUCUUUACUGGUUGAAUAAUAUUGCCAGAAAAGCAGCCAAGCCAAAGAACACAGCCAUACGCGAGGAAGACAAGCCAUUCUACAACAAAUACUGCAAUGGAACMAAAGAACUGUGCGUCGAGACGGCAAUGAGAUUGAUGAGUCUACCCCACGUGGUAACAGUCACCUUGAAGUCCAUCCCAAAGAUAGAGGUCAUCGUAUCCGAUGUCGCGCUCGCCUUACAAGACUCUCCUGAGCUUCGYAGUGAUGACUUUGAAGUCACUGAAGCAAUGGGAAUGCAUCUCUUUUAAAACGCAAUAACGCUCUCUAAAAAGCUACGURWUGACGAGCAGAUUUCGUAUCGUGCAAAUUAGCGUAGAAUAAGACUUUCCUAAACGUUGAGGAUAUUGAUAGUAAAAGGCUAUGAAAACUGAUUAAUAUAGACGAGUUCUUUUAUGGAGAAGUCCUCCAAAAAGGACAAAAAGAACUGGAACAUCCUCGGGAACCCAGGGAUAAUCCUAGGUCGUUCGUUCCUCGCUAACAGGCAGUUGUGUGAUGUAUAUAUAAAGUUUUGCCCUCAAUAGCUAGAUUUUGUMUAGAUUUUAUCCGUUCGUACCCUGGCUUUCCGAGAAUCCUGAUGUCAUGUAUAAAGUGCUAUUUUAUAAUAUUGUAAAUAAACAUCUACCUAGA
This is a messenger RNA of Exaiptasia diaphana, 1803 nucleotides long. RefSeq names its product protein MFAP1 homolog. The transcript has 7 exons. The record is from RefSeq and is a predicted model, not a curated record. Bases 474 to 1424 code for a protein of 316 amino acids. Lineage: Eukaryota; Metazoa; Cnidaria; Anthozoa; Actiniaria; Aiptasiidae.